Molecule: messenger RNA, 1990 nt
Organism: Portunus trituberculatus (swimming crab)
Lineage: Eukaryota; Metazoa; Arthropoda; Malacostraca; Decapoda; Portunidae
Product: UDP-glycosyltransferase UGT5-like
Exons: 8
Coding region: 276-1823 (515 amino acids)
Molecular function (GO): UDP-glycosyltransferase activity
Source: RefSeq, a predicted model, not a curated record
GUGAAUUAUCUGAAAAUAAGUCUCUCACGCUCUUGGCAGAAGACAAGCUGAGAGAAAAAAAAUAUUUUGACAGUAAGUGCCAGUGUGUAGCGCCUUGAUCCUUGUAGAGAAUAGUGACAGACCAGAGCACUCGAAUGCUAUCUGCUGCUGGAUUUGCUAGUUUAAAUUCUCUUCAUUCGCAGUCUCAUGUGGACAGCCUCCUGUGUUCUCUUCGGCGACACAACCUAGGAGAAAACUGACUACGGAAAAGAAGUUGGUCAAGCAUACGAUUACAAAUGGAGAGGGUGUUGGCCUGCGUGUUGGUGGUGGCCUUGGCGGGAAGCGCUUCGGGGGACUUGUCGCCACCGGAGAAAUCGUACAAAAUUCUCAUGCUGCUGCCAGUGUCCUCCAAGAGUCACAACCGAGUUUUCCAACCCUUAGCCGAGGGUCUGGCUAAUCGUGGCCACAAAGUUGUGAUGCUCACUAACAUCCCUGUUGCGUCCAAACAUCCAAACAUUUCGGAGGUCAACCACGGCCUGUCUUACUUUGAGGAUGCCAAGCGCAAUAUGUUCGAAGUCAGAAAAAAUGAAAACUUUGAUGGACUGAAAAAGACGAUACUUUCCUUCGCCAAAAAUCUAUACAAGGUGCAGGCAGUGAUGGAAUUAUAUAAAAGAAGGAAGGAAUUCGAUCUCAUUGUGGUGAACUACAAGUUCAAUGAGAUGGUGUACCCUUUUGUACACGAAGUGCCCUUCAUCACUAUUGCUACGCCCGGGAUCGACCCUCACCAGAGUGCCAUUCUGGGAAAUAUCCUUAGUCCGUCUUACGUGCCUGAAAUCAUGUUCGUGCCAAGAUCCUUCCCGAUGUCUGCUUAUGAUCGCUUCAAAAGUAUCCUUUGGCUCCUUGUUUCAGGGUUCACGUGGAGGCAUUGGGAUGUUGUACCUUUGAUUCAGAAAGAGAUCUCAACCCAGUUCCCUAACCUGCCGCCCCUACUGGAGAUCGAGAGGAAUCAGAGUCUGACACUGAUGAACACUCACUUCAGCAUUGCUACUGUGGUACCCCUCCUACCUUCACAGGUGCAAGUGGGUGCCAUGCACUGCCGCCAUGGCAAGCCUCUGGCGCAAGACCUGGAGUCGUGGCUCGCCGGGGCAGGAACUGCAGGCGUCAUCUAUUUCAGUCUGGGUUCCGUCACCCGCGGUGAAUCGAUGCCACCAAAUUACCGUCAAACAUUCUUGGAGGCUUUCCGCAGAUUGCCACAGCGAAUCCUGUGGAAGUACGAGGGACAACUAGAAGGUGCGCCCGAUAACGUCAAGAUUAGCAGUUGGCUCCCUCAGCAAGAUAUCCUCGCUCAUCACAACGUCAAGGUGUUCAUCUCCCAUGGCGGCCUCCUCAGCCUUCAGGAGUCCAUCUUUCACGCCACACCUCUCCUUGUUCUACCUAUCUUCGGUGACCAGCCCAGGAACGGCAAGUUCGUUGAAAACUCGGAAAUUGGCCACUUGUUGGUGUGGGAGGAACUUACUGCUGACAGGAUCGUUGCCGCCCUCACUGACAUCGUAUGCAACCCAAAGUUCAAAGAAAACGUAAACAGGGUAUCGGCAUCCUUAAGGGAUCAGCCCACGACACCACAGGAACAAGCCGUGUACUGGACAGAGUACGUGAUCCGCCACCGAGGGGCGUUACAACUAAGGAGCCCCGCUACCCAGCUCUCCUGGGUGGAGUUCCUGAUGCUGGACAUAGUAUGCUACCUGCUGCUGGCUUCACUGAUGUUGAUUCUUGUCAUUCACCGAAUGAUGUGGACAGGCUCCUCUGUUCUCUUCGGCGACAGAGCCAAGAAGAAAACCGACUAGGGAAAAGGAUGAAAGGACUCAAGCGAAAAUAUGGCUUUAUUUUCAGUAAACACUGUUGUUAUAAGAUAGUUAGGUUGUGACGUUACAAGUGAUAGAACAGUUGCUUUUCAUAGCAUUGCUUCAUUCAUCAAAAGCAGGUCAUCCCACCACUAUUUUUUGUACUCUUU